AUGGAAAAUCUCACAGGAGUAACAGAAUUCCUGCUUUCAGGGUUUUCUGAUACCUGGGAACUCCAGAUAUUGCAUGGUGUGCUCUUUCUGUUGAUGUACCUGUCAGCACUGGUGGGGAACCUUCUCAUCAUUAUGGUUAUUACUCUCAAUCAUUGUCUUCAUACACCCAUGUAUUUCUUCUUAAAAAAUCUCUCCUUUUUAGAUUUGUGCUAUGUAUCAGUCACCAUGCCUAAAUCCAUCCACAGCUCCUUGACACACAACAACUUCAUCUCUUAUCUUGGCUGUAUGGCUCAAGUCUAUUUUUUCUUUGCUUUUGCAUCUGCUGAGUUAGCCUUUCUCACAGUCAUGUCCUAUGACCGUUAUGCUGCAAUUUGCCAUCCCCUCCAUUAUGGGGCAAAAAUGACUUCAGGAAGAUGCCACCAGAUAGCAGCCAUGGCCUGGCUAAUUUGUUUUUUCUAUGCUGCAGUCCACACUAGCAACAUGUUUUGGGAGCCCAUUUCAAGAUCCAACAGAAUCCACCAAUUCUUCUGUGAUAUACCUCAUGUGCUGGCUAUAGUUUCUUGUGAGGUUUUCUUUGUUGAGUUUGUGACCCUGGCUCUGAGUUCAUGUUUGGUCAUGGGAUGCUUUGUUUUUAUGAUCAUCUCAUAUUACCAGAUCUUCUCUACAGUGUUCAGGAUCCCUUCAGUAGAGAGUAGAGCAAAAGCCUUUUCCACCUGCUCCCCACAGCUGAUUGUCACUGUGCUCUUCCUCACAACAGGGCUCUUUGCUGCCUUGGGACCAAUUACCAAGACUUCAUCUAUCCAAGAUUUGGUGAUUGCUAUGGCAUACACAAUUUUCCCCCCCUUCCUAAAUCCCAUUAUAUACAGUCUUAGAAAUAAAGAGAUUAAAACAUCUAUGUGGAGACUAUUUGGAAAAAUGUAUCUUCUGAAAAAUUAG
This is a messenger RNA of Chrysochloris asiatica (Cape golden mole), 936 nucleotides long. RefSeq names its product olfactory receptor 14I1-like. The transcript has a single exon. Lineage: Eukaryota; Metazoa; Chordata; Mammalia; Afrosoricida; Chrysochloridae. Gene Ontology annotation, cellular component: membrane. The coding region runs from base 1 to 936 and encodes 311 amino acids. The record is from RefSeq and is a predicted model, not a curated record. Gene Ontology annotation, biological process: G protein-coupled receptor signaling pathway. Gene Ontology annotation, molecular function: odorant binding; olfactory receptor activity; G protein-coupled receptor activity.